UCAUUAGAAAAUAAUUCUGAAGAUUACAACUAUUCAACAAUUUUAUAGAAUAAUUAAAAGUAAACAAUAAUGCCGACUAAUUUAAGUGAUAUAAAUACAUUGCUAGAUGCCCUCUACUUGGAGUUGCUGAAUUUAAUAGAACAACAAACUGCUUGCAGAGUUAAUAUCGAACGCACAACCAAUGCCGGACAAUUAUUGCUGGCGAAAACUCGUUACAAUCAAGGCUCUCAAACUAUAAGUCUGGCUCAAAUACCUACCGAAAAUAGUGAAGACUUUAAUGCUUUGUGUCAAGUGACAGAAGACUUGAAUGAGGAAACAGUAUCGGGAUGUAAAAAGAGCUUGGUGCGCCAUAAUGUAGAUAAAUCAGAAGGUUAUGUAGAGCCUAUGCAUUGGUUUAACAUAUUGCCCUCCAUGUCUUUGCGUAAUGCUGCCGAUCAAUUUAAAAAAUCAGUGGAUUUAGUUGUAGAAAGUGCUAAUAUACAAAACGAAAUGUUGGCCACCAUGCAAAGCAUACAGCAUUUGAAAGCUUUAAAACAAAAAUAUUAAUUGUUUUUUAACAAAAUAUGUAUUUUUUAUUUUUUUUUAAUAAUGCACAUUCCCGCUCCUAGCAACACAAUUAUUCAUCUUUACAAUUGAAAGUCAUCUUAAUCAGAUUACCCAUGCCGCAUUCAAUAACAUCGCCGUUCUUAAUGGGCAGUGAUCCGUUGGGGGUUCCAGUCAAUAAAAUAUCAUUUGGUUCCAGAGUCAUAUAUUGGGAGGUAUAGGCAAUGAGAUCAUCAACUUUGAAAAUCAAAUCUGAUGUAUUGCCCUUUUGUUUGUAUUCACCAUUAAGUUUAAGCCAUAAAUCCACAUUGUGAGGAUCCUUGAUAUCUUCAAGUUUAAUAAAACGAGAUACUGGUGUAGAAGUAUCAAAACCUUUGCCCAAA
Molecule: messenger RNA, 926 nt
Organism: Calliphora vicina (urban bluebottle blowfly)
Lineage: Eukaryota; Metazoa; Arthropoda; Insecta; Diptera; Calliphoridae
Exons: 2
Coding region: 70-546 (158 amino acids)
Biological process (GO): vacuolar proton-transporting V-type ATPase complex assembly
Source: RefSeq, a predicted model, not a curated record